CUGUGCAUGCCGGGAAACGUAGUUCUGUCCACCUAGCUAUUACCUUUACUUUGAACGUAGAGUUGAAUUUGCUACCCUACAGUUCCCGGCAUGUCUUUGACUUGAAGCGGUGAGCAGAGUUGCCUAAUGUUAUGAGAAUUUAUCGUUUACACAACGCCGUGUUUUCCAUCGAGAGACGCCGAAGAACUUCGAUUCAUAAACUUAGCCAUGAGGAAUCUUUGGACCAAAGCAGGUGUUUUAGGUUCCAUGUCAGUGGCUUUUGGGUCAAUGCUGUGGUCACAGAAGCAAGCUGACUCUGACCAGGUUGCUUCCAGUUGCACCUCUGCUUAUACAAAUCCUAGUUCUCCCUACGAGCUAAAAUUGGUCCAAGUCCUGUUCCGACAUGGUGCUAGAACGCCUCUAAAGUCAAUACCUGAUGUAAUGGAGGUCGAAUGGGCGGCAACACUCUUGGAGCCUCCAGCACACACCCACAUCAACUAUGAAGUGAAAAACCUUGACGGUGGCCCUAGACCCCCAGCUCCUGUAGAAGACAGCUAUCGGAAAAACGUGCUGAACGGUGGCACGUUCCCCGGUCAGCUGACCACGAUUGGCAUGCAGCAGCUGUAUGAGCUGGGCAAAAAGCUCAGGAGGAGAUACAUCGAGGAGACCCAUUUCCUCAGCUCCACCUUCAGCCCAGCUGAGGUCUAUGUGCGUUCCACAAACAUUGUGAGGACCAUUGAAUCUGCCAAGUGCCUGGUAGCGGGGCUCUUCCUGCAAAAACAAACAGAAAUUGUUCCUAUAUUAACAACGGCGUCAGGAUCUGAAAUCCUGUAUCCUAACUACCAUGGAUGCAAGCUGCUCAAGUUCCUUGUCAGCCACCGCUGGGCAGAGUCGUCCACUCUGCCAGACAUUGCAGCAGACCUUCAGAGCAUCCAGAACGAGUUGGGCAUUGCCGCUCACCAGCACAUCGACUUCAUCCUCAUUAGGGACGACAUGGUUGCCAGAGAGGCGCACGGCCUCCCCUGCCCAUCAGGGCUGGACACCUGGAGGAAUAAAGUGGAACAGAGAGCUGUGGAAAUGAUCUGCCAUGUGUAUGAAAACAACAACAGCAGGGAGAACCUGCAGCUGUGUGUGGGACCCCUCCUGCACUCAUUCUUAACCAACAUUGAGGAGAAACUUGAGGGCACCGUAUCAGAGCCAGACAGGAAGCUAUUUUUGUACUCUGCACAUGAUACCACAUUGAUUCCCUGUUUGAUGGCUCUGGGGAUUUAUGACAUGAGAUGGCCACCAUUUGCCGCCGAUAUCACUAUGGAGCUGCACCAACACCGAGAGACCAACAAGUCCUUUGUUAAAGUGUCAUACAUCGGCCAGGAUCAACUUAUACCAGGUUGUAGUGGAGUCUACUGCCCCCUGGAGGAGUUCAAGCAGGCCCUCUCAGCAUACUCACUGAACUCUGAGGGCUACCAGUCACUUUGUAACAGCACAGAGGGCCUGACUAAACCCUGAACCCUCAACAAACCCUCAAGUCUCAACACAGUGCUUUCUAUGACAUUAAACUCUUAAAGGUAGCAUACAUCAUGUUUUUGUUUACUUUACAUCUUCCUCUCUCACUCCAUCAAAUUAGGUUCAAAUUCAAGAUGGAUUUAAUGGUUAUGACAUAUUGACAAGUUUAACUGCAGAUUAAUUUUGCUAAACAGUGUUUACGUGUUAUCAGAUGCUUGGUGAAUAUGUGUCUGUUUGCCUUGAUGUUGAGGGCUAUGUUUUUCUGAUCAGCAAAACCAACUGUCUUGCCGGUCACACAUCUUUAAAAGCAGAUGACAAAUACAUACUUUCAUUUUUGAGGUAUAUGGCACAGAGUAUUAAGCUACAUAAGGGUUGCCUAAACAAGUGAUAUUUAUUUAAGGCUAAUGUGGCACCAAUGCUGUAAUGUGAUUGCUGAUGCAAUUGUUCUGCAAAUUUGGUUGUGUUCACAAUCAAAUCUUUUCAUUCCUCUAAAUAUACUAAUCAGUCCAUGUACUGUAUCUAAUGUUUGGGACUGCAUAUUAGUGUGUAGGUGAAUGUCUUCAUAACCUUGUAGAAUCUGCAGAAAUGGAAUAAUUCUGCUUCGGUAUGUUUUAAGAUUGAAACAUUAGCUUGCCUUCUUGUGAGGAUUUGUUGGUACCAUCAGACCAUGGUAUAAUGUAUGUAUGUAUGAAUACAUGCCCGUUAUAUAGACCUGUGUUACAAUAACACGCGUUAUACCUCAUCAGCGAGACGUUCCUGUGACCUGCUGUGUAAAAUAUAAAGGUUUGCUUUGAUGACAAA
Anoplopoma fimbria (sablefish) is the source of this 2283-nucleotide messenger RNA. RefSeq names its product acid phosphatase 6, lysophosphatidic (gene acp6). Gene Ontology annotation, molecular function: phosphatase activity. The transcript has 11 exons. The record is from RefSeq and is a predicted model, not a curated record. The coding region runs from base 208 to 1485 and encodes 425 amino acids. Lineage: Eukaryota; Metazoa; Chordata; Actinopteri; Perciformes; Anoplopomatidae. Gene Ontology annotation, biological process: dephosphorylation.